Trichobilharzia szidati is the source of this 464-nucleotide messenger RNA. Lineage: Eukaryota; Metazoa; Platyhelminthes; Trematoda; Strigeidida; Schistosomatidae. The record is from the annotation of a GenBank genome assembly.
CUGGGACGACCUUGGCUUCUGGGUUAAAAUUAAGCUUCAUGCUUGCUUGCUGCAGUUCAGAUGAAGUUGUCAGAUUUAAAAAUAAAUCGCAAGCCACUUGACAGAUCUAAGACGAAAGAAAUAAUAUCAAAGGUUUCUAGCUUCCUAGAGGAGUCUAAGAACACUGAGGCGGAAUGCGUUGAGGGUGAAGCGGAAGACGGACGAUACAUCGAAUUGAAUCUCCUGAUACCCACUUCAAGUGCAAAUGAAGAAUCGUUGAGUCUUCCAGUUAACUUUUCGGGUUCAUCUACAGAAUGUGAUGAUUCAUCUUCCGAAUCAGAAAAUGACUUACAUGAAAUAACUAUACAGUCUACAGGCAAACUUAAUACAUCGAUUCCAACUCCUCCUUCUCGUAAAUCUGCUAAGCUAAUUGAAGAACUUGAACCCAAUUGUACAGAUGACUGUGAUAAUAAAAAAUAAUUUUU